Messenger RNA from Macaca mulatta (Rhesus monkey), 1582 nucleotides. RefSeq names its product serine peptidase inhibitor, Kunitz type 2 (gene SPINT2). Lineage: Eukaryota; Metazoa; Chordata; Mammalia; Primates; Cercopithecidae. Gene Ontology annotation, molecular function: serine-type endopeptidase inhibitor activity. The record is from RefSeq and is marked provisional.
UGCCCUGCCACCUUCGGAAGCCGCUUCCAAAGGCGUUCGCCAUUGGCUCUGGCGACCCCCGUGCGUUGGGAGGUGUAGCGGGGCUCUGAACGCGCGGAGGACCGUUGAGUGUCGCAGGCGGCGAAGGUGCGAGGAGCAGACCCAGGCAUCGCGCGCCGAGAAGGCCGGGUGUCCCCGCACCGAAGGUCCGGAAAGGCGACUUCCGGGGGCUUCGGCACCUGGCGGACCCUCUCGGAGCGCCGGCACCUGAACGCGAGGCGCUCCAGUGCGCGUGCGCGGCGAGGGGCUUCCCGCACCUGAUCGCGAGACCCCAACGGCUGGAGGCUUGUGGCGUCGCCUGCGCGUCUCGGCGGAGCGGGCAAUGGCGCAGCUGUGCGGGCUGAGGCGGGGCCGGGCGCUUCUCGCCCUGCUGGGAUCGCUGCUCCUCUCUGGGGUCCUGGCGGCCGACCGAGAACGCAGCAUCCACGACUUUUGUCUAGUGUCGAAGGUGGUGGGCAGAUGCCGGGCCUCCAUGCCUAGGUGGUGGUACAAUGUCACUGACGGAUCCUGCCAGCUGUUUGUGUAUGGGGGCUGUGAUGGAAACAGCAAUAAUUACAUGAGCAAGGAGGAGUGCCUCAAGAAAUGUGCCGCUGUUACAGAGAAUGCCACAGGUGACCUGGCCACCAGCAGGAAUGCAGCAGAUUCCUCUGUCCCAAGUGUUCCCAGAAGGCAGGAUUCUGAUGACCACUCCAGCGAUAUGUUCAACUAUGAAGAAUACUGUGCCGCCAAGGCGGUCACUGGACCUUGCCGUGCGUCCUUCCCACGCUGGUACUUUGACGUGGAGAGGAACUCCUGCAAUAACUUCAUCUAUGGAGGCUGCCGGGGCAAUAAGAACAGCUACCGCUCUGAGGAGGCCUGCAUGCUCCGCUGCUUCCGCCAGCAGGAGAAUCCUUCCCUGCCCCUUGGCUCAAAGGUGGUGGUUCUGGCGGGGCUGUUCGUGAUGGUGUUGAUCCUCUUCCUGGGAGCCUCCAUGGUCUACCUGAUCCGGGUGGCACGGAGGAACCAGGAGCGUGCCCUGCGCACUGUCUGGAGCUCCGGAGACGACAAGGAGCAGCUGGUGAAGAACACAUAUGUCCUGUGACCGCCCUGUCACCAAGAGGACUGGGGAAGGAAGGGGAGACUAUGUGCGUGCUUUUUUUAAAUAGAGCGAUUGACUUGGAUUUGUGCGAUCAUUAGGGCUGAGGUCUGUUUCUCUGGGAGGUAGGACGGCUGCUUUCUGGUCUGGCAGGGGUGGAUUUGCUUCGGAUAUUCUCUAGGAGGCUCCUCCUUGCAUGGCCGGUGGUCUGGCAGCAGCCCCGAGUUGUUUCCUCGCUGAUAGAUUUCUUCCCUCCAGGUAGAGUUUUCUUUGCUUAUAUUGAAUUCCAUUGCCUGUUUUCUCAUCACAAAAGUGAUGUUAGAACCAUUUCUUUUGUUUGUCUGAUUUAUGGGUUUUUUAAGUAUAAACGAAUGUUUUUUAUUAGCAUUCUGAAAGAAGGAAAGUAAAAUGUACAAGUUUAAUAAAAGGGGAUCUUCCCCUUUAAAAUAAAUUUCAGCAUGUACUUUC